AUAGAUCAGUGUGUUCAGAAUGUUCAGAAACAUUCAAAACGAACUUCACGCGUGUUGUUGAUUCUUCUUCUACCUCUAUAUAGUGGUAAAAGGGGAAAGCGGGUAUUCGUAAUGUUCGAGCAGUUAUAACCACACUCCACUAAAUUAUUAUUUUAAUAUUUCAACAAUGCAUUAACAAUCUCAGCUAUUCUGACAGAAUUUUCUUUUUUUUCUAUCUUUCAGCUUUCCUGCAUCGUAAUCAUGGCCAACAUACCUCGAAUUGAAAUAUUGGAGAUCAUAGAUCUCGAUUCUGAUGAGGGUUCCUCAUCCACAACAAAGAAUAACAAACCUGCAAAAACAUGCAGUAAUUGUAUUAAUUUUAAAUGCUCAUCAGGCCUUGAUUUGAAGACCGCACCGUCCUUUGCCUGUGCAUACUACGGCAUUAACCUUGCAAAGAAGAGGAAACGUUUGAUAUGUCAAAAAUGCUUUGAUAAAGCCAUGGAACAUCAAGAAAAAUUGGCAACCGCUUUGCACAAUAAAACACCGAUACUAAAAUGUGAAUUUCCGGAUCACACAAUGGAAGUUGAAAUUUCAGAUAGCGAAGAGUCCGAUGAAGAAAAGAAAGAAAGCUUAGAUGCUCGUGGCGAUUACUUACCCGAGGAUUUCCUCCUGGACAUAGAACAAAAAAUUGAACCUGCAUUACAGAAUGUUUUAUCGAAGUAUGAUCUAGAUUAUCAAUUGAAGGCUGCUCACAAAAUAUUGGAGACCGAAUGGACUGCAAUCAAUGAUAAAAAUGCAGCUCUAGACGAGGAUAUAAUGUCGCUGACAAAACAAAUGGAUUCGUUGCGCAAGAGUUUGUACAGCACUUGCGUACCGGAGAUAAAAAUGCUGCAGGAACUUCAAAUCAGCGAUCCACCCAAAAUACCAAUUAUAACAGGAAAUAAUCCACCUAUAAAACGACAGACUCCUGGAUCGUCGAUAGCUGCGACUGAUUGCGACGUUACACCGCUUCAUGCAGUUAACCGAAGUUUAGGCUAUGAUCUUCCUCCACAGGGAACAUUCACAAAACAAAUGCCCGAAGUUGACUACAAGGUUUUCGUUAUGAAGCACCCUCUCAUGCCAUGGGUUAGAGGCAAAGUUCAACAGGUCGUUACGCGCUCGCCACUUCAAUGUCGUGUCAAAUUGUUCGGACGUCGUAACAACGGUGCUGUACGAACUGUCAUCGGUAAACAUAUGGCAAUCGGUGUACCAUGCACGGUCGUCAUUCCCGUUGCAACGAGGGUCGUUGCCGUCUUUCUCGAUGCCAAUUCUAGUGACUACUACAGUGGAGUUAUUGCUGAACCACCCAAAUCAACAAACAGAUAUAGAUAUCUCGUAUUUUUCGACGAUGGCUACGCGCAGUACGUUCUUCAUAAAUACAUCUGUAUCGUCUGCGAGAAUUCUCCACGUGUUUGGGAAGACAUUCCAGCGGAGUCUCGUGACUUCGUCAAAAAGUAUCUCGAGACAUAUCCGGAAAGACCGAUGGUGAAACUGUUGCCCGGGCAAGUCGUGAAGACCGAGUGGAAUGGAAAGUGGUGGAUCGCACGCGUCAUACAGGUUGAUGGUAGCCUGGUGCAAAUGCAUUUUGAUGCGGACGAUCGAACCGAAUGGAUUUAUCGAGGUUCAGCGAGGCUCGGUCCUCUUUAUCUUGAACUUUUGAAAGCGAACGCAAGACAACACGGUCAUCACGUUUCUUCAAAUACACCCAGUCGUCACCGACUUCCACUGCCUACGAGUAAAACCAACGCUCCCUACGUAGAAUAUACUUCGUUCAACCCCGAACUGGAGAGUGAACAGUCGAAUGACGCUUCGGUCGCCGAAUCGUCGAAAUCUGACACCUCAUUUACUGGAAAAUCUGCUGCCGCAAUUGCGACUUCAACGACGUCGAAUCCUACGACACCUGUGCCUCAACAAUCUCGAGCUGUUGCCAAAAAAAGAACGGCCCCGAAACAGAAUUCGACUGAAAUCGAUGUCCCCGUUGCAGGAGGGACACCGGCACCUGGAGUCGCGGAGAAACAACCAUCGCACAGUAUUGUCUAUUACCAAACACAGAACAAAAUUCAAACUCGUAAAUUCGUGAUACACAAAUGCGGGCCUCCCUGCGUCAAGGAUAUAACAUUCACACCGGACGACCUUAAGGGAUAUUCACCACUCUCGAUACCGCUUCUUUGUGGAUGGAAUCGACAAUUAUGUAAAUUUCCAAAAGGAAAAAAAGUUACAUUGUAUCAAGCACCGUGCGGAGUUCGUCUCCGUAACAUGGAAGAAUUGCAUACAUAUCUUCGAAAAACAGGGAGUCCAAUGUCCGUUGAUCUCUUCGAUUUUGACUACUGGGUACACUGCUUGGCCGAAUUUGUUCUCGACAAGUGUUUCGUCAAUAUUAAAGAUCUUAGUUAUGGAGUCGAAAAUGUAGCAAUUCCGUGUGUCAAUGAGAUUGAUCAUGCUUUGCCAGACACUAUAAGAUACAGCACACAGAGAGAACCAACGGAAGGUGUAGACAUUAAUUUGGACCCGGAAUUUUUGUGCAGUUGCGACUGCACUGACGAUUGUCAGGAUAAAACCAAAUGCCAGUGUUGGCAGUUGACGAUCCAAGGUGCAACACUCGGUGGCCAAGUACUGAACAACGAAGUUGGUUACGUAUACAAAAGGCUGCCCGAACCUGUCACAACGGGAAUUUACGAAUGUAAUUCAAGAUGCAAGUGUUCCGUGAAAACGUGUCUCAAUAGGGUGGUUCAACAUCCACUGACGCUGAAACUUCAAGUUUUUAAAACAGCCCAACGAGGCUGGGGAAUUCGUUGCCUCAAUGAUAUUCCUCUAGGAUCAUUUGUUUGCAUUUAUGCUGGCAGACUUCUCACUGAACAGGGCGCGAACGAAGGAGGUAAAAACUACGGUGACGAAUAUCUCGCUGAGCUUGAUUAUGUCGAAGUUGUAGAAGGUAUAAAAGAAGGUUACGAGAACGAUGUUUUGGACCCAGAAGGUCUGAUGCGAGAACAAUCCCCACAAUUGGGUCAGUCCACCGUUAGUCACAGCGAUGACGAGGGUUCGAGCAAAAAACCUGGCGGUGAAUUCGACGAGGAUUUUAAUAUCAAACUUACGAAGGGUUUAAACGAGAUUGAGUUGGAUUCGGACCGAACUCCCAUAAGACGGAGGCUGAGAAAACGGAAAAAGAGUGAAGACAACAGCGGAUUAGAUGGUUCAGAAGAUCGUAGCGAGGAUGGGAGUGUUUCAAAAGGCUCAGAAUCCUCGAUCGCUAGGACCACCGGACAAGACGCUCAGGAGAUAUUGCUGAGUGACGAUGAGGAUACAAACACGACAGGUCGACGAGAACCUAGUAGAUUCGAGCCAAAUUUCGAGCCUGCCGAAGUAACGAGGCCGACACUGAAAUCAGUCCGUAAAUUUUUCGGAGAGCAUGAAGCUCCGUACAUAAUGGAUGCGAAAACGACGGGAAACAUAGGACGUUACUUAAACCAUUCCUGUGAUCCAAACGUGUUCGUACAAAACGUGUUUGUCGACACUCACGACGUCAGAUUUCCAUGGGUUGCAUUCUUUGCUCUGAACUACAUAAGAGCUGGCCAGGAAUUAACGUGGAAUUACAGCUACGACGUUGGAAGUAUACCGGGAAAAGUGAUGCUUUGUAAAUGUGGUGCAUCUAAUUGUCGUGGACGUUUGUUAUAAUUUGUACAUAUAACAUCGAUCUUUUUUCCGAACAACAGCAAUGUUGUGAAACUGCAGCAGAUGAUUUGAGAAGAAAAACAAUUGUUCAUAAGUGUUAUAUAGCUUGGCGUAUCGGAAAAAAAUGUCAUUCGUAUCAUCAUGUAAUCACAAGUCACUAACGACGAUAGCGAUUAACCCUUUUUCAUACAAAUAAAUGUGGAUAAAAAUUUAAUAAAGGAGAAAAUGAAGGGCUUAAA
Molecule: messenger RNA, 3926 nt
Organism: Venturia canescens
Lineage: Eukaryota; Metazoa; Arthropoda; Insecta; Hymenoptera; Ichneumonidae
Gene: egg
Product: eggless
Exons: 12
Coding region: 241-3690 (1149 amino acids)
Biological process (GO): heterochromatin organization; negative regulation of gene expression
Cellular component (GO): nucleus
Molecular function (GO): zinc ion binding; protein binding; DNA binding
Source: RefSeq, a predicted model, not a curated record